AUGCCUCGCUCAGCCUAUGACCCUCCUACAAGCACGCACGAUGACGAUGAUUCCGAUGACUAUGAGCAUUACCGCGCUCCAGUAACAGCUCCAGUUUCUCCCACUUAUCGACGUCGGUUUCCAGCACACGAAAAUGAUAGCUUGCUCGGAAAUGACUCCCGCCGAACAACCUACGGUACCGCAUCGAGACCGGAUACGUUCUUCCGAUACAACACCACAGGAGGUACGCUUCGCCGGUCCCGGCAUCAUAGCCGUAGAGCUUCAGCGCGAUUUCCGGUUGGUUCUAGAUCUCAGACUCAGGCUCAGGCGGACGAUACACCCAAAGACUGGAACGAAGAUGUCAUGCAGGGAUCGUCGUUCUUAGAUGAACGCCUAUGGUACGAUCAGUUUACGUCUAUUGACUGGGUUCAUGACAGUAUCAAGGACGGCAUUCGAUUGCGGGAGUUGCGGAGUCGCAAGGACUUUCGUGGCCGGUUACUUGCCCUGUUCGAUGGUGCCCAAGGAUGGAUUCUCGUAGCCGUCAUCGGUUGUAUUACUGCAGCCAUUGCCUAUUUUGUGGAUAUUGUCGAUAAGCAUGUUUUCGAGUUAAAGGACGGAAUUUGCACAACGUCUUGGUUUACGACCCGUAGAGAUUGCUGCGGCGGUGAGAGAUCAUGCGACGCAUGGAAUUCGUGGUCACAAAUAGUGGGGUUCUCUCGAUUCGAUAAUGAUUCGGUGGACUUUAUUUUCUACGUUUUCUGGGCCAUCUUAAUGGCUAUGGGUGCAUGUGGACUUACCAUGUUCACAAAAACGGUUAUACCUUCAACAAUCGCUCUGUCCACAUUGGACGAGAACCUAGGUGCAGAGAGCAGUGACGGUCCUAGAAGUCCCAGUGGAUACUACACCAGACUGCGAAGUAAGCCAGCCACUAUCUACUACUCUGCUGCUGGCAGUGGAGUGGCAGAGGUCAAAGUUAUUUUGAGCGGCUUUGUUUUGCACGGGUAUUUGGGAUUGAAGACUCUUAUGUUCAAGACUUUUGCUUUGAUCUUGGCCAUUUCGUCUGGUAUGAGCUUGGGCAAAGAAGGGCCUUAUGUACACAUUGCAACAUGCGUGGGCAACAUUUGCAGUCGUGGGUUUAAGAAGUAUCACACCAACGAUGCCAAACGCCGAGAAGUUCUUGGAGCUGCCGCAGCCAGCGGUGUGGCAGUUGCUUUUGGAGCGCCUAUUGGAGGUGUUCUUUUUGGACUGGAAGAAGUGAGCUAUUAUUUCCCUCCAAAGACCUUGUUUAGAACAUUCUUUUGCUGCAUUGCUUCCGCAUUAUCCCUCAAAUUCCUCAAUCCCUACGGUACAGGCAAGAUCGUGCCGUUUCAGGUACGAUACGUCUCUGAUUGGGAGAUGUUCGAGAUGGGACUUUUUAUUCUGUUAGGUAUCCUAGGUGGAGUCCUAGGUGCCCUGUUUAUCAAAGCCACGAAUAUCUGGGCUAGAUCAUUCCGUCGGAUCCCAGUGAUCAAACGAGCACCUAUUUUGGAAGUUGUUCUGGUGGCCUUUCUUACAGGAGUCGUGAGCUUCUGGAACCGCUAUACCAAGCUAGCUGUGGCCGAGCUUCUUGAAGAACUCACGGCACCAUGCGAUCCGACCGGCGUGACAAAAUCUGGUCUGUGUCCAAACGAGAAGGAGGAUAUUUUGGAGGUGGUGAAGUAUCUGCUCGUGGCUUUUGUGGUCAAGAGCCUGUUGACAACCAUUACCUUUGGAAUAAAGGUCCCAGCUGGUAUAUACGUUCCUUCCAUGGUUGUUGGCGGCCUGAUGGGACGGAUCGUUGGACAUUUGACACAAUAUUUUGUGGUUUCAUACCCGGACUUGUUUCUUUUUGCCAGUUGUCCUGCUGUUCCCGGCGUUGAGUCAUGUGUCACACCUGGCGUCUAUGCGAUGGUAGCUGCGGGAGCGACCAUGUGUGGCGUUACUCGACUUUCAGUGACGCUGGCUGUCAUUUGCUUUGAAUUGACUGGCAGCUUGAAUCAUGUGCUACCAUUCUGCAUUUCUAUUCUAUGCGCCAAGUGGACGGCUGAUGCUAUUGAGCCGCGGAGCAUUUAUGACUUGCUUACCGAUAUGAAUGAUUACCCAUUCCUUGAUAACAAAGGCAGUCAUCCAGCCACGGACCAGACGUUGGGUGACCUCAGUCGAUCCACAGGCCGCCACCGAACCAUCGAUAUCACUGACUCCCCACUCGUCAGAGCCAAGGAUCUGCGCGGAAAACUUGACUACCUGCUCAUGGCCGGUGAACUCGAUAGCGGCCUACCGAUUGUGCGAGAUACAGUAUUGGUAGGCAUGAUUGCAGCCACCGAUCUUGAGUUUGCAUUGGAUGGACUUGAGGAUGAAUAUGCGGAAUUCUGCAUCAUGUCUCCCGACCAUCAGAAUUGGCCUGAGCCCUAUAACGAGGAUGGUGAGACGAAUAGUAUUGUGCAUGAUUUUACGAUUUACAUUGAUCCGUCUCCUGUUGCUCUCGACGUUCACUCACCACUAGAUUUGGUUUAUCAAUGUUUCGUCAAACUAGGUCUUCGAUACGUGUGUGUUCUGCAAGAUGGCAAGUUCCAGGGACUAGUUCAUAAGAAGCAAUUCGUGAAGCACAUGAGGGAGCUUGGGAAGUCUUAA
Molecule: messenger RNA, 2628 nt
Organism: Talaromyces stipitatus ATCC 10500
Lineage: Eukaryota; Fungi; Ascomycota; Eurotiomycetes; Eurotiales; Trichocomaceae
Product: voltage-gated chloride channel (ClcA), putative
Exons: 5
Coding region: 1-2628 (875 amino acids)
Biological process (GO): chloride transport; transmembrane transport
Cellular component (GO): early endosome; Golgi apparatus; membrane
Molecular function (GO): voltage-gated chloride channel activity
Source: RefSeq, a predicted model, not a curated record